AUGAGCCUAGCAAGGGUAUUCACCUUGACGAUACUCUUUGUACCCACAUCCAGUACAUAUGCACUUACUGAGCAACAGAGGAGUGACAUUGAGGACGAGGAUGUCGGUGACAUUGCUGGCCAAGACACCACCCUGAGAGUCGUUCAAGGCCUUCUGACCCUGCUGCUCAGGCAUCAGGCCUCUUGGUGGUAUCAUGACCAAGGUGAGCGUGAGCUCGUCCGGGACAACAAGCUUCUCGGCAACUUCAACCUGACCGUCAUCCCGCUGGUGCCGACGGGUGUGCCGCAGAUUGACAUCACGUUCGACAUCGACGCUGGACGAGUGAAGCUAGUACACGAUGAGUUUUGGUUGCGGGGGAAAAGAGCCAAGUCCACAUUGUCUCGUCCUAAUGCUACGCUGGCAGAGCGCGCUGAACAAGAACAGAAGCUUUCCAGUGCUGUUCGUACUAUUCUCGAGUGCAUUGGUGAAGAUCCCGGUAAGGAGAGUCUCCUCCGGACACCAGAGCGAUACACCCAAGCGCUCAUGUGCUUCUAUUCCCUCCGAAUGAGAUGCAGCCUGAUGGUCAUCAUCGACUUGAAGGACCAGAAGAAUAGCAGAGCGGCCAGGACAGACCCGCGGUGGGCGGGGCAUUCACCGGAUGAGAUUGUGUCUCGUCUUGCAUUAUUCGGAUCGCUGAGAGGCGUCACGGCACUGCCACUCAUGGAGGCGCAGAUGCGCGUCGUGCUGCAUGCGUUCGCGCACCCCCACACGCUCGACGGGCGGCAGAAGGCGGUUGGCAUCAUCGCGCAAUACGAAGACCUGCAGGUGCGCCUCGGGUUGCGGACGAGCAGCAAAUCACGAUGCGGUAGCACGACUACGCAGUGUGGGCUUCGGAGUAUUUUUCCUGGGCUGUUCCUCAGACCUUGUCCGAGAAGUGGGACAAAUAGGACCCGGAAGGUAGUAGUGAGCGCCCAGGGUCCGAACAACAUUCCUGAGCUCCUUCUCCCCAGCCCAAACGAGGUUAUUCUCCGCGCGAGCGAGCGUGAAGACCACGAGUGUUGCCUUUUUGAAGACAUCCAUGCACAGGGUGAUCUUCGUACACUCACGCCCCUUGUGGAAACAGGCGAAGCAUGA
Messenger RNA from Postia placenta MAD-698-R-SB12, 1113 nucleotides. RefSeq lists its product as hypothetical. The record is from RefSeq and is a predicted model, not a curated record. The transcript is spliced from 8 exons. Lineage: Eukaryota; Fungi; Basidiomycota; Agaricomycetes; Polyporales; Adustoporiaceae. Gene Ontology annotation, molecular function: ATP binding; ATP-dependent protein folding chaperone. Bases 1 to 1113 code for a protein of 370 amino acids.